Vitrella brassicaformis is the source of this 3372-nucleotide messenger RNA. NCBI's taxonomy places the organism in Eukaryota, Vitrellaceae. The record is from the annotation of a GenBank genome assembly.
UGAUAGGCGACCUCCACGCAGCCCUUGCCUUCCUCAAGACGGCCGAGACCGUGGAGGGAGAGGCGGAAGAGCUCCUCGCUUUGAUGCGCAGACGCUUGGCAGAACGGCAGCCACAGCCGCGACCCACAGCAUCUCCUUCCAUUGAACGUUCACGGCCGUCGUCUGGCGGCCUUGCACACGGAUGGAACGGCCUUGAGGCAAGGCUGGAACAAAAAGGGAGGAGUAAGAGCGACAGGCUACGGUCUGUGUCGCCUCCUGUGAGGUCGCGGAGCGGGGAAGGCAACCUUGACAAAAAUGCUGACAAGGAGACUCGGGAGCCGACAUCAGGUAAGAGUUUAGAUAGACCCUGGCAGAUCUCCUUCACGCCUACACAACAGACAGACAAAGAAAUGGAUCUUGAUCAAGGGGCAUAUGUCAUGUGAAUUCAUUGACUUGUUUGGCUUCUGUGCGAUGAAUUGCAGCCUUGAUCAGCCGCUCUGUGACUCAACUUGGACUGGGUUCGGUGCUCUCUGGUCUUAACAGACACGGAGAGGCACUUACCCACGCACAACAGGUAAAGGCAAGACAAUUGUCAAUCCUUCAGACAGAAGAAAUGUAACACAUCGCUUCCUGCAGGCAGUGGAUCUCGCCGAGCAAGCAGCUAAGACGCUGUGGGGCACCGCAUCACAGCCACACGCAGAUACAAAAGGUCUCCGAGUGCCGCUGCCUGCUGCGCCGCGCAAGUCGUUCCAAGAAGCAAGAGAAGGGCACGGCGGUCGCCCACCAACUGACCCUGGAUGGGUCCUGGCUGCCUCAUAUCACAACCUGGCAGUCGAGCAAGAGGCCAUGGUAUACACUGACGUGUCGAAGGAGACACUAUCGAUGCUUGUGUCCUUGGUGCAGGGUCACCCGUCGCAAGCGUUGUGCAGCUUUCGCUCUGCAUUGGAGGUCGUGUCAAAGGCGAUGCAUCAAGAUGACACAAAAGCCAUGGACCUCAAGAGAAGGUGCCAAGGUGCGCAAACAUGUGACGCCUACGGAGGAAGGCUUGUUCGCACACUUGUGUGUCUCAGCCGCCAUUGACCGAUUGCUGAAAGCGCGAGAGGAAGCACUCGAUAAGAAGACGCAGAAGAUCGAGCGCCAGUUCUCUGAGAUGCAGCGGACGGACCGCUGGAACAACAGGCGCCAAGGCACCUUUAUCGAUCCCGCAGCAAUCCGUCAUCGCGACCAAGAAGGCCCUGUCAGAUGCGCCACAAGCCCCCACCUCCCCUACGAGCCGCAAGGGACACGCCAUGGGGGCGAAAACGCCCUUUCGCCACACCAACAGUCCGACCAGCCUGAACACGUUGGUGAGAGCUGCUGGGCGAGGUCCAAGACACCAGGCGAGCGAAGGGGAUCGUUCGGGACGUCGCGUCUUCUGGAAUCAGCGUCCACGUGGCAUAUCGUAUCAUCGGCUGUCCGUGAGAUGGGUACGGGGGUGAGGUGUCAGCUGUGGGUGGAGGAGGGGCAUGAAGGAGGCGUCACAGUGCACCUUCUCGCAUUGGCCUCAGGUAAAAGAAAGGAACAAAAACCGCGCAGACUCUCCCCUCCCCCCAUUAUGCUUUCAGGUCGCCACUGGCAGGUCCAAUCGCUGAAGGCUCGUUGAGACGCAUGAUGGACAAAUGGACGUCAAGGACAGAGGUCGGAACAACAACGCUGAUUGACCCUCCGAAACUUGAUUGUGACUGCCUCCAUCUCCUUCCAGCCUUCAGCAGUGUCCAGACAGGCUUUUUUGCGAGACCUACUCCACGACAUCCGAGUGGACAGAGAGGACGACGUCGAUGAGCUCCUCGGCAAGCCAAGCCACGACGAUUCAUCCGAUGCCAUAUUCAUCGCAAGACAGAAGAGGACAAUUGUUCGUGGGAUCAGCAAACUCCCGAGCGAAGUGAGAGAGACGAGGCCACCCAGCAGUGCACCGAGACAGGAUGGCCAUCAGGCUCCGCAUUUCGGUGGCCUCGAUAGCUCGGCGGAGUGGCAUGCAGACCGCGUCUCUGUGCGGCAGCCAGCAGAGGGAACAGUUGCCAGGGGGAGCCGGGCGGGGUCGGUUGCAAUGCAUGUACCUCACGGCUUUGUCAUCUCGGUGUGCGGAGAAGGGGCGAGACGUCGAUCGGAUGAUCGUCGGUCAUCGGAUAAUGACGUGUCGAUAUACGUCGAUGGAUGGGAAACGGGAGAGGCGAUGAGGACUCCCCGAAGGCAAUGAGGCCGUGGUUGGAGGACUCGUUUCUUUCCACUCAAUUAUCAUAUUUUUACGUUGAGGGGCAAUGAGGGCCUUGAGCGAAUCUGAGAACAUUGACACAGCAAUCAGCGCAGAGGAGCGAGCACUGACAAAUGAAUAAGGUCCAUGUCUCCAUGUGCACUGCAACCUCCAGCCCUCACGGCGCAUACCCAGCCAGCUGUACACGGCCACAACCAGCUCGAAACAUGCAGAGCAAGUAUACAGCACGUCCCAACAGACAUCCCUCCCUCCCUCUUAAUCUACGUAGCAAUUCUGAGCUUGCCGCUGGCACCGAGAUGAGUGCUGAUUUGCCCCCCUCCCCCGCUGGGCUGGGCAGCCACAGCAGUCGUCGCGUACGCGUAGUCUUGCAGCUUCUGCGUGAAUGCUGGCUUCAGCUCUCUCUCGGUGCCGUCCAGUAUCUUUGACGCCAUAUUCUUCUUCAUCACCUCCAGAGACUUGGUCAGCAUCUCAGCAAACUCCUGCAUGAUGUCGUGAGGACAUCAGCCGGGCGCGUCUCCGUGUCUGUCUGCCUGCCUGUCUGUCUGUCUGUCUGUUCUCUCUUUUCGUCCGUACAUGUGCCAUUUCAUCCAUGCGCUUCUUGAGUUCCUGUAUGUGCACGUCUCUGGCCUUGAUCUCCUCGUCUUUCUCACGCACCAGCUCCUUGAGCUCAUGGUUGGUGAGGUCGAGCUCCUCCUUCUGCUCUGUCAGGGUGGUCUCCAGCGAGUUGAUCUUGUGAAUCAGCUCCUCCUGCAAGGCCUUGUACUGACGCGCCAUGUCUGCCGUCACUGCAUGCACAGACAGACGCACGGAGAGAAAGACGGUCUGUGAAGGGCUCUGUCUACGUGGCUGGUGUCCCCCAUCUCUAACCUGCAAAGGUGUUGUUCUUUUCGUCUUCGAAGUCCUUCUCGAGUUCCUCCACUUUGGCUCUCAGCUGGGCCUCCUCGGCCCUCACGGCCUCGCAUGCCUCCUCCUUGAGCUGCAGCUCACGCUCAAGAAUCAACAGCUGGUUCUCGAGGUCAGCAUUCAACUCCUCCGACGUAAGGGGAACACCCGCCGGCCCCUCGCCUUUGCCCUUCUUGCCUUUCUUCCCGCCUUUCUUCUUCGGGGCCAUCCUAUCUUGCGAGAAACCCACCGCGCAGUAG